AUGGCCGAGUUGAAGACGCUCGUGCAUCUCCGUGGCCAAGCGAAGGCCAAAGUGACCCGGAUCCGAAAAACCAUUGAAGAGGUUUCGGAAGCCGGCAUCAUGCAGUUCACCCUGGCGCAGCUGAAAGUGUAUUCCCGGAAUUUGGAGGCUCACUUCCAAGAGUACCUCAAUUUCCAUCACCAAAUCACCGCAUUGUUGCCUCCGGAAAAGCUGGACGACAACGAUGCAAUGUACCUCCAGUUCGAAGAGCAGCACACCGAAACUGCCAUGAUGGUGGAAACCCUGAUCCUGUCCGCGACCCCGCCGCCUCCGGCUCCAUCUGUAGUGCCCGCGUCCGGUGCGCAUCCGGCGCAGAUUAUAGUGCAGCAGCAACCGCUUCCGGUUCCGAUACCGUCGUUUGAUGGCAAGCCGGAGAAUUGGCCUCGAUUCCGGCAAGUGUUUUCCGACAUUAUGGCCAGAUCCAGGGAUUCGGAUGCGGUCAAGCUGCAUCACCUCGAAAGGGCACUAGCAGGUGGUUCCGCCGCGAAGAUCAUCGACCCGAAAACGCUCAAUGACGGAAAUUUCACACACGCCUGGGAGCUGCUGCUUGACGUCUACGAGGAUGAGCGGAAGGCGGUAGACUCUCACAUCCAUGGCUUGCUGGGUCUACAGCGGAUGAACAAAGAAUGCUCCAAGCAAAUGAGAGAUCUCGUGAACGAGGUAACCCGCCACGUCGAAGGAUUAAAGCUACUGAACCAGAACCUGGACGGUGUUUCCGAGCGAUUUGUCGUCGUCGUCCUUUCCGAUGCUUUCGACCCCGAGACGAGGAAGCAGUGGGAGGGCACCAUUCCCCACAAAGAGAUCCCGACCUACGAAGACACCGUGAUAUUUCUGAAGGAGCGGUGCUCGUUGUUGGAGCGCUGCGAAGCCAGCCACCCGAAGUCGUCGUCCGUCAAGGAGUCCACCCUGAAGUCCGCCUCGAAGCCCCCACCGGCGAAGUCGUUCGCUAUGGCUACACCCGUAGCUAAUAGCGAGGCGACAUGCGAGAUCUGCAGUGCGAGUCAUCCCAACUACAAGUGCGACAGGAGGGGACACCCUGCCUUGAAAUGCCCUUCCACUAAAUCUUGCCAGGAGUGUCAAGGAAGACACAAUACCUUGCUUCAUGAGCCAAAGCCUCCAAAAACCGAAGAAAUGCCCGUAGUUACUAGUCCGAAGCCCAAACAAGAGUCCGCCCCAGUUGUUGAAAGUGUUGAAGUUCCUCCUCCAGUUGAAAGUGUCUCCUCGUUGUCCAGUUCCAUCCACAAGGUUCCUCGCUCUGAUGGUACAUUGUUGCUUACGGCCAUGGUUGAUGUCCUAGACAGCCAUGGAAAUUCCCACCCAUGCCGUGCCUUUCUCGACUGUGGUUCCCAACCACAUUUGAUUUCCCGUUCAUUUGUUGAGUGUUUGGGAAUUGAACAGGUGCCUACCCACGUUGAAGUAUUCGGAGCCACCGGUAAAAGAUCGGUUCUUGACAGGAAGGUCAACAUUUCGUUCCGUUCUCGUUCCAUGAAUUACCAAACCCAAAUUGAAUGUUUGGUCACUGAUGUAGUGACAGGUCCUCUGCCUGGUCGGCAAUUGGAUCCACGGUCGUGGAACAUCCCCUCUGGUUUGUCUCUCGCUGACCCGUCAUUCCACACCCCAGGUGAAGUCCAUCUUUUGAUUGGUGUCAAGCUGUUCUUCCAUUUGAUGUUGCCUGGACAGUUGAUGCUUGGUGAUCGCUUGCCAGUCCUGAAAGAGACACGAUUGGGUUGGGUGGUUGCUGGUGGUGCUGAGGACGUAGAUGCAAACCAGCAUUGCUACACUGCCAGUCUGCGGCCGCUCACAGAGUGUAUGGAAAAGUUCUGGUCUGUUGAGUCGAUUGAGCCUAGUAGUACCGUGUCCCAGGAGGAGCAACAAUGCGAGGAGCUCUUUAAUUCCACUACCGUUCGAAAUGCUGAUGGUACCUAUACUGUCAAUCUUCCGUUGAAGGAAUCUGUAAGCGAACUGGGACACAAUCGAUCAUUGGCCCUGAAGCGGUUUCACAUUCUUGAACAUCGCUUCGCUAAGAAUGCUGAUCUGAAAGCAGCAUAUGUUGAUUUCAUCCAGGAGUACAAGUCGUUGUCUCACUGUAAGAUUAUUUCCGAAUCAGAUGACCCUCCAGAAAAGCUAGUCCACUAUUUGCCCCACCACGCGGUCUUGAGGCCAAGCAGUUCCACAACCCGUUUGAGAGUUGUCUUCGAUGCUUCGGCACGAACAACUGGCCCGUCCCUCAAUGAAGUUUUGAUGACUGGUCCCACCGUGCAAGAUGACCUUUUUUCAAUUAUCCUCCGAUUUCGUAAACAUCGUUACGCCGUAACAGCUGACAUUUCCAAAAUGUACAGGAGAAUCCGUGUUGAUGAGAACCAUUCCAGUUUACAGCGAAUUUUUUGGAGGGAUAGCCCUGACGCUCCGCUUCAGAUCCUUGAGCUGACCACCGUCACCUACGGGACGGCCAGUGCUCCUUUUUUGGCCACGCGAACAUUAUUGCAAUUGGCCCGUGAUGAAUCCCACCGCUUUCCGACUGCGUCCAAGGUAGUAGAAGAAGACGUCUAUGUAGAUGACGUGGUAUCCGGAGCCGAUACCAUUGAGCAGGCUGAACAACUUCGUUCGGAUUUGACGGAAAUGUUGAAUUCAGGAGGAUUCCCAGUGCACAAGUGGUGUGCAAGUGACCCAACCAUUCUCGACAGCGUUCCCGAAGAAGAUCGAGAAAGGUUUUUGGAGUUCGAGAAUUCGGAUGUGAACAAGGUUAUCAAAACCUUGGGCCUGCUGUGGGAUCCUGAUGAAGACAUUUUCCGUUUUCAUUGCCAGUUGAAAUUCCAAACUUUGUCCGUGCCUACCAAACGCAUUGUCCUCUCUGAAAUCGCGCGGUUGUUUGAUCCUUUGGGACUGGUUGCCCCGGUGAUAGUUUUGGCAAAGGAAAUCAUGCAACAUUUGUGGAAGGAUGGAGUAGGAUGGGACGAUCCCUUGGAAGAAACCGGAUUUUUCUUUCAUCCACUGAGGAGAUCACCUGGAUCCGAAUUCCGCUGCCAAGGCUGCCAUCCGCUGCUGCUGACCCCACUGCUACGAGAAUACAGUCCACCUACCCUUGCUCAACGGAGCACCUUCCGGCGAGGCAACAAGCGUUUGUCCCCUCGUUCCGAUUCACAGCUGGACCCCACCCGCGGUAAUCUACUGUGA
This is a messenger RNA of Aedes albopictus (Asian tiger mosquito), 3213 nucleotides long. RefSeq lists its product as uncharacterized. The transcript is spliced from 3 exons. Bases 1 to 3213 code for a protein of 1070 amino acids. NCBI's taxonomy places the organism in Eukaryota, Metazoa, Arthropoda, Insecta, Diptera, Culicidae. The record is from RefSeq and is a predicted model, not a curated record.